Molecule: messenger RNA, 1896 nt
Organism: Spea bombifrons (plains spadefoot toad)
Lineage: Eukaryota; Metazoa; Chordata; Amphibia; Anura; Pelobatidae
Gene: CRY2
Product: cryptochrome circadian regulator 2
Exons: 12
Coding region: 79-1797 (572 amino acids)
Biological process (GO): entrainment of circadian clock by photoperiod; negative regulation of DNA-templated transcription; circadian regulation of gene expression
Cellular component (GO): cytoplasm; nucleus
Molecular function (GO): DNA binding; FAD binding
Source: RefSeq, a predicted model, not a curated record
GAGACAGAGGACGGAGCGGAUCCCGGCAGCCGCAGUACGUACCGACCGAGCCCGCAGGGCUACCGCGCAGCACCCGAGAUGGAAGCUAACGGCGUUAACUCGGUGCACUGGUUCCGGAAGGGACUGAGGCUCCAUGACAACCCUGCGCUGCUGGCUGCCCUGCACGGGGCCCGCACUGCCCGCUGCAUCUACAUCCUGGACCCCUGGUUCGCAGCCUCCUCUUCAGGGGGGGUCAACCGGUGGAGGUUCCUCCUGCAGUCCCUGGAAGAUCUGGACGCCAGUUUAAGGAAGCUCAAUUCCCGUCUGUUCGUGGUACGAGGGCAGCCGGCGGACGUCUUCCCCCGACUCUUUAAGGAGUGGGGGGUGACCCGUCUGACCUUUGAAUACGACUCGGAACCUUUUGGAAAGGAGCGCGACGCUGCAAUCAUGAAGCUGGCCAAGGAAGCCGGCGUCGAGGUCAUCGUGGAGAAUUCACACACCCUGUACGAUCUGGGCAGGAUCAUUGAACUCAACGGCCACAGCCCCCCGCUAACUUACAAGAGGUUCCAGACGAUCAUCAGCCGCAUGGAGCUUCCACGCAGACCGGCCCCCGGGGUCACGCCGCAGCAGAUGGACACGUGCCGCGCGGAGAUCGGGAACAACCACGACGAGACGUACGGGGUGCCGUCUUUGGAGGAGCUGGGCUUUUCGUGCGACGGUCUGGGCCCCGCUGUGUGGCCCGGAGGAGAAACUGAGGCCCUGGCUCGGCUGGACAGGCACCUGGAGAGGAAGGCUUGGGUGGCAAAUUACGAAAGGCCGAGAAUGAACGUCAACUCGUUGCUGGCCAGCCCCACCGGUCUCAGUCCGUACCUGCGGUUUGGAUGCCUGUCCUGCAGGCUCUUCUACUACAGACUCAGGGAGCUGUAUCAGAAGGUCAAGAAAAACCGGCCCCCACCUCUGUCCCUGUAUGGUCAGCUUCUCUGGAGAGAGUUCUUCUAUACUGCGGCCACCAACAACCCCAAAUUUGACCAGAUGGAGGGGAACCCCAUAUGUGUCCAGAUACCCUGGGACAGGAACCCCGAAGCACUUGCCAAGUGGGCCGAGGGAAAAACGGGUUUCCCGUGGAUUGAUGCCAUCAUGACGCAACUUCGCCAAGAAGGCUGGAUCCACCACCUGGCCAGGCACGCCGUCGCCUGCUUCCUAACCCGAGGGGACCUAUGGAACAGCUGGGAAUGUGGAGUCAAGGUAUUCGACGAGCUUCUGCUGGACGCGGAUUUCAGCGUGAACGCCGGCAGCUGGAUGUGGCUCUCGUGCAGCGCCUUCUUCCAACAGUUCUUCCACUGCUACUGCCCGGUGGGCUUCGGGAGGCGGACGGACCCCAGUGGAGACUACGUUAGGAGGUACCUGCCCGUGCUGAAGGACUUCCCAUCUCGCUACAUCUACGAGCCGUGGAACGCGCCCGAGUCCGUGCAGAAAGAAGCCAAAUGCAUCGUGGGAGUCGAUUACCCCAAGCCUAUUGUAAACCACGCAGAGGCGAGCAGACUGAACAUCGAACGCAUGAAGCAGACCUAUCAGCAGCUGUCCCGGUACAGAGGCCUCUGUAUAUUGGCCUCAGUCCCAUCCUGCGUGGAAGAGAUCAGCGGCCCCAUCGCGGAGUCUGCCCCCGGACGCGAUAACGGUACGGAUACAGCCCCUAAACUCUCCUUGUGUUCUCCCGACUCCCCCAAACGAAAACUCCAAGGAUUAGAGGACGAGGCAUGUAAGAAAGCCAGAGUGAUGAGUGUUGAGGCCGCGGACAGAACCUCGAAAAACGUUUGAGUGAGGAUGUGGCGUGAGGCGUCUUCCAUCAGGCAGCGAACCCAACAUAUCGCAGCAGUUUAGGAGUUCGUGUAAAUUGCACUGAGCCUGGCGAGAGGC